Molecule: messenger RNA, 792 nt
Organism: Lampris incognitus (smalleye Pacific opah)
Lineage: Eukaryota; Metazoa; Chordata; Actinopteri; Lampriformes; Lampridae
Product: dedicator of cytokinesis protein 2-like
Exons: 8
Coding region: 6-734 (242 amino acids)
Biological process (GO): small GTPase-mediated signal transduction; cell migration
Cellular component (GO): plasma membrane; cytoplasm
Molecular function (GO): small GTPase binding; guanyl-nucleotide exchange factor activity
Source: RefSeq, a predicted model, not a curated record
CUGGUAUGGUGGGCCCCAUCCUGGAGAUGACUCUGAUCCCAGAGGAGGAGCUGAGGAGAGCAACCAUUCCCAUUUUCUUUGACAUGAUCACCUGUGAAUAUGCACACUCUGGGAACUUCCUCAAGUUUGAGAAUGAGAUCAUUCUGAAGUUGGACCAUGAGGUGGAAGGAGGUGGAGGGGAUGAGCGAUACAUGCAACUGCUGGAAGCCAUCCUGUUGGAGUGUGCUGCUGAGAAGCCAGCACUGAAGCCAGAGGUGGAACACUUUGUCACCCUGGUGAAGGGACUCCUCGUCCGUCUCCUUGACUACCGAACAGUGAGGAGUGAUGAUAGCCGCAACAACCGCAUGAGCUGCACUGUCAAUCUUCUGAACUUUUACAAAGACAUCAACCGUGAAGCAAUGUAUAUCAGAUACCUCUACAAACUGAGAGACCUUCAUCUGGAUGUGGAGAACUACACAGAGGCAGCCUACACCUUGCUUCUCCAUUCUCGCUUACUCAAGUGGUCAGAUGACAUGUGUAGCCCUCAGUUUGAGUUUCACGGCUCCAAACCCAACGGCAGCUCAAAGAGACCCUCUAUGACACCAUCAUUGACUACUUCGACCAGGGCAAGAUGUGGGAGGAGGCCAUCACCCUGUGUAAGGAGCUGGCUGAACAGUAUGAGAAUGAGAUAUUUGACUAUGAGUUACUCAGCAAGAGACUGGAGAAACAAGCUAAAUUCUAUGAGAACAUUAUGAAAAUCUUAAGGCCUAAGCCAGACUACUUUGCAGUGGGCUACUAUGGACAAGGCUACCC